Molecule: messenger RNA, 1209 nt
Organism: Tribolium castaneum (red flour beetle)
Lineage: Eukaryota; Metazoa; Arthropoda; Insecta; Coleoptera; Tenebrionidae
Product: 2-acylglycerol O-acyltransferase 1
Exons: 2
Coding region: 171-1190 (339 amino acids)
Biological process (GO): triglyceride biosynthetic process
Cellular component (GO): endoplasmic reticulum membrane
Molecular function (GO): diacylglycerol O-acyltransferase activity
Source: RefSeq, a predicted model, not a curated record
CAAUGUUGCGAUAGUUUGAAUUUUUGUUAACUGAUAUGGUUUAACCAUGACUGCGUUGUGUUACAAAAUAAACACAUUAGUGGUUUUAAAACGAGAAAAACAAAAAAACAGUAAUGAAUAAGUAGUCAGUAGAAGAUUUUAGUCCAAAGUGGGCUCAGAGAUAGUGCAAAAUGAAAAUUUUUGGCUUAAAUUUUGACCUGUGGGACACCACCCUUGAAACAAAACUUCAGAUGCUAUUCGCCGGUGUAUCGUACUUUUUGCUAAUAUAUGCGGGGCCCCUUUCACUAAUUUUUUGCCUUGGUUUACUAAUUACUCCUUUAUGGUGGUUGGUUUUGCUCUACUUUUUGGGGAUUUUUUACGACAAAGAUACUCCAGCCCAAGGCUCACGACCUAUGAAGUGGGUCCAAAAUCUCCUCAUUUGGAAAUAUAGUCACGACCAUUUCCUUAACACUCUUAAGCUCACUCGUGAUUUUCAACUAAACUCAAACCAGAAUUAUCUCUUCGCCUGCUUUCCUCACGGAGUUGUCCCGUUGGGGCUUUAUUCAACUAUCGUCAACUCGCAUUCGAAAUUUCGAAAUUUAUACCCAAAUUUUCGAGUGAAACUCGCUAUAACUCCAUUUCUUUUUGUCUUCCCCUUUACUCGAGAACUUGCAAUGGCUUUAGACUUCAUCUCAUGUUCGUUCAAAUCUCUUAUGAGGGUGUUAAGCAAACCAGAAGGUGGAGAAAUUGUAGUGUUAUUUCCCGGAGGUGCAUUGGAAUGUUCUUAUAAUCAGUACCAGCCUCAAUUUUAUAAGUGCGUCCUAAACCGCAGAAAAGGCUUCGUGAGAGUGGCUUUAAAAAGCGGAGCUGCGUUGGUCCCGGUUUUAACUUUCGGCGAGAACGAUCUAUUGACUGUUGAGAACAGUUUUUGGCAAAAAUUUCGGUUCAUUACAGAAAGGUAUCAGACUUUUGCUUGUGGUUUUGUUCAUGGGAGAGGAGUUUUCCAAAGCACUUUUGGGAUGGUUCCGAGACGAAAACCGACAAUGACUGUUGUUGGUACACCAAUUGCAACUGCGAAAACAGAAAAUCCAAGUGAUGCACAAGUCGACGCCCUCCACAAGAAAUUUCAAGAAGAGUUAGAGAAACUGUUUGAAAAAUACAAACACCAAUUUUUUGACAAUCCUCAAGAUAAAUGUUUAGAAUUUGUGUAAUUUUGACUAAUAAAUUUUA